UACCGUGGAAACCAGCCGCCCUCCCCGGCACAGCAACGGGAGCCCGAGCCGAGCCAGAGCCGCAGCUCUCCGCAACAACUAAGCGGGCCUUGCGGCCGUGGCUCCAGGGGCGGUAACCAGCGCCCGCCCAGCCCGAGGGAGGCAGGGAGAAAAGGCUUCGAGGAGGGGAACUAGAAAAAAGAAGACCCGGGGCACGUGCUCCGCCCAGCCCGGGCCCACCUGGGUCCCGGGCCACGCGCCAUGAGCCGAGGCCCCGAAGCCGGAGUCGGAACCAUUACUCGUCGCGCGGGGCCCGGGGCUUGGGGCUCCCAAGACGCCUGGGCCUCUCAGCGAGCCAGGUCACACCGCCUCCUCUAUCCGGGCCGCGGAGCCCCUGGCGGGGGUCCCUAGGCACGGAGCGCCUGGCCCGCCGCGCGCCCCCGCGCACGCCCGGGUGCCCGGCUCCUCGGCCCCGGCGGCCCCCGCGGCCCGGCCCCGUGGCGGCGGCGACCAUGCUGCCAAGCUCCAUCCAGAUCUCCGGGGAGCCGCUGUCCAGCGCCGAGGUGCGAGACAUCUGCCGCGGCCUGCGGGACAACGCCGUGCGCCUGCUGUCCCUGCGCGGCUGCCGCCUGUGCGACCGCGACUUCGCCCGCAUCUGCCGCGCCCUGGCCGGAGCCUCGUCCCUGGCACAGCUCAACCUCAACCUGGGCGUCGUGUCCAGUCCGGGGCGCGUCAAGCAGCUGGCUGAGGCCCUGCGGGUCAACCGCUCUGUCCAGUCCCUUUUCCUUCAUGGGAGCCCCCUGACUGAUGCUGGAUUGGCCCUGCUCAACCCUGCCUUGGCUCUGCACCCUGCCCUCGUGGCCCUAGACUUAGGUGACUGCAUGCUGGGGGAUGAAGCCAUCAACCUCAUCUGUGGUCUCCUGCCCCCUGAUGGGGCUAAGUCAGGCCUUAAGGAGCUGACCCUGAGUGCCAACCCUGGAAUCACCCCCAAGGGCUGGAGUAGACUUGCCAUCGCUGUGGCCCACAGCUCCCAAGUCCGAGUCCUCAAUCUGGACUACAACCCCCUGGGUGACCACGUGGCAGGGAUGCUGGCUGUGGCUGUGGCCUCCAGUCGCACCCUGGAGGUCCUGGACUUGGAAGGGACUGGCCUUACCAACCAGUCAGCCCAGACCCUGCUGGACAUGGUGGAAAAUUAUCCUACGGCCUUGCGGAGCCUGGUGUUGACGGAGAACAGCAUCAGCCCUGAGCUGCAGCAGCAGAUCUGUGACCUACUCUCCGAGGGAGAGGAGGAGGAGGAAGAGGCCGCCACUGGUGACGGCCGGGUCCCCCGGAGGGAUCGAGCUGGGGAACUCGAUGCUCUCCAAAGAGGUGGAGCCUGGAUCUGCCCCAGCGAUCCUGGAUCCCAGAUGGUGCUGAUGACAUCAGGGCUGGGAGACAGUCUGUUAGCUGAGACCGAGAUGUGAAUCCUGCAACUCCCCCCCUCCCCUCCCAUGUGCCCUGGUGUAUGUCCUCCAGUGUGUAUGUGUACAUGUCUCCACAUGCUGUGGUGAGCAGAGCCAGUGCCCAGGGCUCUGGUAGCCCCCUGGCCGCAGGGUGGGCAGGUGGGUGGCUCUGGCGGCUGGGAUUGACUAAAUGGCUUCGAGGCGGCACUUGUUCCCAGGGCGAUGCCCCUCGAUGGCUGCCUCCCCCGGCAGCUACGGCUGCAGCCCGCUGGCUCGGUAGAUUUUAUAAACUCCACAACCUGG
Monodelphis domestica (gray short-tailed opossum) is the source of this 1724-nucleotide messenger RNA. It is a transcript of the gene LRRC73, whose product is annotated as leucine rich repeat containing 73. Lineage: Eukaryota; Metazoa; Chordata; Mammalia; Didelphimorphia; Didelphidae. The record is from RefSeq and is a predicted model, not a curated record.